Colletotrichum acutatum is the source of this 2523-nucleotide messenger RNA. RefSeq names its product family 92 glycosyl hydrolase. The record is from RefSeq and is a predicted model, not a curated record. Gene Ontology annotation, cellular component: cytosol; nucleus. Bases 1 to 2523 code for a protein of 840 amino acids. Gene Ontology annotation, molecular function: carbohydrate binding; peptide-N4-(N-acetyl-beta-glucosaminyl)asparagine amidase activity. The transcript has 6 exons. Gene Ontology annotation, biological process: carbohydrate metabolic process; protein quality control for misfolded or incompletely synthesized proteins; glycoprotein catabolic process. Lineage: Eukaryota; Fungi; Ascomycota; Sordariomycetes; Glomerellales; Glomerellaceae.
AUGGCCCUCCUCGUCCCAGCCAUCGGUCUUUCCCGACCUGUUCGACUGGCGGUAUUUGCUACUGUUGUCAUCUGUCUAGUCCUAUGGUGGCCUCUCUCGGGAACACGAGGCUUCAUCAACCUAAUCAGCACCAAGUCCGAUUUCAGAGCACAGCGAGCCGUACUGAGAUAUGUCGAUCCAUUAAUCGGAACUACCAACGGAGGUCAUGUGUUUCCUGGCGCAUCGCUACCAUAUGGAAUGGCCAAAGCCUGUGCAGACACGGACUCUAGAGCCGAGAAUGCGGCUGGCUGGGUAUCUGACAACUCCAAAAUUACCGGCUUCUCUCAUUUACAUGACUCUGGAACCGGAGGUUCACCUUCUCUAGGCAAUUUCCCUCUGUUCCCUCAUCCAGGGUGCCCGAAUGAUGAUUACAUGGCCUGCAACUUCACAACAGAAUCACGAAGCCUCUGGCGUGUAAAUGACUCUGUCGUGGCCCGUCCAGGCUACUUUGCGGUCAAUAUUUCCAACAAUGUUGGCGCCGAGAUGACGGCAGGGGAACGGACAACUCUCUUCCGCUUCAACUUCUCACCAAACGACACCGUAUCUUACGAAAACGCAGCGGACCUCAACGUGGUUGAAGUCGUGAGUAGUCCGUUGAUCCUCAUUGACCUCACGGACAUUGCCCAGAGCAGAUCGAGCGGAGGCAUUCAAGUGUACGAGUCUGGCCGUGUCGUUGGCGACGGCACCUUCAGACCCUCUUUCGGUCAGGGCAGCUAUAGGGCAUUCUUCUGCGCCGAUUUCCAGGGCGCUCCUAUUCGAAAAUCCGGCGUUUUCGAGGGGGACAACCCGCGCGUGACAGACAAAUAUCUAGCCGAGUUCACGCGUGGCAUUCACAACCCUACCGGUGCCGCUGGCGCAUGGCUACAGUUUGAGCGUCCCACGAACAACCAGAUCCUUGCCAGAGUCGGCCUGUCUUUUAUCUCUGUCAACAAAGCCUGCGAGAAUGCCGAGAGGGAUAUCCCCAAAUUCGACUUUGACGGCACUGUGCGUGCUGCGGAAUCAACUUGGGCUGAAAAGCUCUCAACGGUGGAUGUCAGCACGGAAGGCGUCAGUGAAGACAUGAAGACCGUAUUCUGGUCGGGUCUGUACCGAAGCCUGCUGUCACCGCAGAACUAUACUGGCGAGAACCCGUUAUGGGAAUCGUCCGAACCGUACUUUGACUCGUUCUACUGCAUCUGGGAUUCGUUCCGAGCGCAGCAUCCACUCCUAACCAUCAUAGACCCAGAAGCUCAGACGCAGAUGGUACGAACACUGCUAGAUAUCUUCAGAUUUGUUGGAAAACUUCCAGACUGCAGAAUGUCCUUUUGCAAGGGGUUUAGCCAAGGAGGCUCGAACGCGGACAUCGUGAUCGCAGAUGCAUACUUGAAGAACAUGACCAACGGGGUUGAUUGGAAGACCGCAUACGAGGCCGUGGUCUCUGAUGCCGAAGUGGCACCGCAGCACUAUGGCGUCGAAGGCCGCGGUAAUCUGCAAAGCUGGUUUGGCUUGGGAUAUAUCGCACAGGACCAUAUGGACAAAGUAUCGACCGGUCCACACAGCAGGUCUAUCUCUCGGACCGUCGAGUACGCCUACGACGAUUUUUGCAUCGCCGAGAUGGCCCAGGGACUCGGCCACAAGCAAGAUUUUGAGAAGUACAUGCAGCGCAGCGCAAACUGGCAGAACCUUUGGAAUCCGGCCCAAGAGGACAUUAUCCAAGACAAGGACAAGAAGGAGAUCGAGAGGACGAAGUACACAGGAUUCCUGAUGCCGAAGUUGAUGAAUGGCUCGUUUACGUACCAGAACACGCGUGUCUGCUCACCCAAUACCGAACAGCAUCUCUGCUACUUCGACACUGCCCAGGCGACAUACGAGGGCUCACCCUGGCUGUACUCGUUCUUCGCACCGCAAGACAUGGCAACUUUGAUCAAGCUGAUGGGAGGUCGGGAUGCGUUUGUCGACAGGCUCGAAUACUACCACAGCGGCAACAUUGUCUACAUGGGCAACGAACAGGCGUUCCUUACGGUGUUCCAAUUCCAUUAUGCGGGUAGACCCGGCCUCAGCUCGCGCACAACACGAAGCUACAUUCCUUCGCAGUUCAACGCCACGAUCAACGGCAUCCCUGGCAAUGAUGACUGUGCAAUGGGUGCUUUCAGUGCGCUUGCCAUGAUGGGGUUCUUCCCCGUCGCGGGGCAGGACGUGUACCUCGUCAUCCCGCCAUUCUUCCCCGAGGUGCGGCUUAAGAGCCGGGGUCCUAAGCCCGCUGUUAUCCGAAAGGUCGCAAAGGAUGACAAAGAACUUGCCGAGGGUAUCUACAUUCAGAGCGCCACUCUGAACGGAAAACCGUACACGAAGAAUUGGAUAAACCACGAGUUCUUCUACCAUGGCGGUGUGUUGGAGCUGACCGUCGGCACGAAGGAGAGUGAUUGGGGCACCAGAGAGGAAGAUGUGCCUCCCAGCUAUGCAGCGACACCAAAGACCAUAGCGCCAACUCGAACCCAAGGUUGA